UGCUUCUGCUAAAGCUGAUGCCACAUAUUCUUAUCUUCUCCCCCGAUUGCAACUUUUGUCGUUUUCAUCACAUGUGUUUAUCUAUCUCCUAAUGCUUUUUUCUCUCCACCUUGCAUUCGCAUGUCUUUUCACAAUCAGUCAUAGUAAUUAGAAAUCGUCAUUGCCACACUUUCCAAACACUUUGUUUUUUUUUUUAGAGUUUUUCCAAUUAUAUGUUUUUCUCAUAGCUUCUAAUAAUUCGGUUGGGUUAGGUUAGACCCUUCUCUGCUUUCAGCUUAAUUUAUUAGCCCGUCACUUUCUCCGUGCUAUUUGUGUAGUUGUGAUACGAUGAUUGUAUUGUAUAAGAGAAUAUGUGGGCUACAACUUUUUUUUUUUUUAAAUUUUAUGACGCUAUUCUGGCUGCUGAAGCAUCUGUGAUGAUAUGCUGAUUUCUUUUUAUGAGUUUCUGCGUCUUUUCAUGAGUUUGUUUACGAGGGUAGCUUUGUUAAAUCCUGAUGGAAACUUUGCAUUAAUUUUGCGGUUGCAAGAUUGACAAGGGUGGUCCCACAAAAGUGUUUAAGGAGACAGGUGCAAAUAAUUGUUUGUUUUUCUUUUAAUUUUCUCUUUCCCUGAAGUGGUUGAAGGGCUCACAAGUUGAAGAAGGUAACUGUGUAUCAGUGUCACGAGUUGGUGUUGUGGUAGUACGUGAGGAAAAGUGUUGCCGGGGAAGAAGCUUUUUGAAUAAAGAAAGAAAGAAUCGUUGUGAGGAAAGUGAAAUGGAGCCACUGAAUCAGAAGUCUAUUGAGAGAGUGGUUUCGCAGAAAGCCUUGCAAAUGGGAAGCUCGUUUCCUUGCCAAAUUUGUGUGGUGGGAUUUCUCUGUGGAGUGUGCCUCACCUCUCUGUUCUUGGCUGCUUUGACUUCCUUUGGCACCUUUCAGUUUGGUCCCAUUUUGUUUUCAACCAUGUCAAUGGCUAAUUCAUCAGGGAAUUCAACUUUUCCUAACGACAUCAGCAUGAUUGCUCGUUCGGACUGCCAUUUCAAGCUUAAGGAAACUGAGAGAUUAUGGGAUUCUAGAAGCAGCAGAGAGCGAGAUAACGAAGAGAGAGUCUCAUUGCUUUAUUCAGCUUGGAGUGCUGAGUUGAAUGAAUCCACAAGCGGUGGCAAAGAGGGGUCCAGUUUGCCCAAUGCACCACAUUUAGAAAACUGCAAGGUGAAAACAGAGCUAUAUGAGUAUCUUGAUAAGCGUACAGGAACUGAUGUUUUCCCGCCAUGGACAACUUGGAAGGGAUCUUUGCAGACGUUUUCUGUGGCUGCAUUCAAUGAGCAGAUGCAAAAGCUUAGGCAUGAGGCUGCAUCCGAAGGGGCCUAUCCUCCGUGGAUUGCAGGAUCAGAUGAAGAAAACUAUCCCAUGACCAGAAAAGUGCAGCGUGACCUUUGGAUCCAUCAGCAUCCCUUAAACUGCAGUAGCCCAGAAGUGAAGUUCCUCCUUACUGACUGGGAGAGAUUACCUGGAUUUGGUAUCGGGGCUCAGAUUGUUGGGAUGACAGGACUUCUUGCUAUUGCAAUCAAUGAAGGAAGAGUCCUUGUCACAAACUAUUACAACAGAGCUGACCAUGGAGGAUGCAAAGGAUCUUCCAGGUCUAGUUGGAGUUGUUACUUCUUACCUGAAACCUCCAGGGAAUGUCGGCAGCGAGCAUUUGAACUCAUAAAAAGUGAAGAUGCGUGGAGGAAGGGAAUUGUAACAUCAAAGGAAAAUUAUACAAGCAAGCAUAUAUGGGCUGGACCAACUCCCAGGAAAUGGGGGCUUCCGUGGAAUUAUUUGCAACCCACAACUGAUUUAAAUGGAACUUUGUUAGCUUCUCACAGAAAAAUGGAUAGACGGUGGUGGAGAGCACAGGCAGUACGUUACUUGAUGAGGUUUCCAACCGAAUACACGUGCAAUUUAAUGAAUGAGGCACGCCAUGCUAGCUUUGGAAAAUUAGCAGCAAAAGUUGUUCUUGAAAGUCUUGCUGGGGAUUGGCCAAAGGAAAAUAGUGCGAAGGCAAGGUCUAGUGAUAUUGAUGAAUACGUGUGGUCCAAUCAGAAGCCAUGGGUCCCAAGGCCUCUUCUAAGUAUGCAUGUAAGAAUGGGAGACAAAGCAUGUGAAAUGAAGGUAGUUGAAUUUGAAGAAUACAUGAAGCUUGCGGAUCGGAUUCGGAGACACUUCCCUCACCUUAAUAGUAUUUGGCUGUCCACUGAGAUGCAGGAAGUGAUUGAGAAAACCAGAGAAUAUUCUCAUUGGAACUUUUACUACACUAAGGUAAGACGCCAAGUUAAGAGUAACAUGUCGAUGGCUGAGUACGAAGGCAGUCUGGGUAGGGAGACCAGCACAAACUACCCACUUGUUAAUUUCUUGAUGGCCACUGACUCAGAUUUUUACGUUGGGGCGUUGGGUUCUAGCUGGUCCUUUCUUAUAGAUGGAAUGAGAAAUACUGGCGGAAAGGUAAUGGCUGGGUACUUGACUGUCAACAAAGACAGAUUUUGGUAAGAGUUACGUUUGUAAAUUAGAUCAUCACUGCCUGCCAUAUCAAUUUGAUUCUUUCUAUGUAUAACUAUUGUACAUAUAUGCAAACAAUAAAAACGACACGAUCUCUAUAUGAUGCUGGUGUUAGAAAGAAUCAAAAUGCUUCCACUUUGUUUUUCCAUUACGUUA
Molecule: messenger RNA, 2672 nt
Organism: Vigna radiata var. radiata (mung bean)
Lineage: Eukaryota; Viridiplantae; Streptophyta; Magnoliopsida; Fabales; Fabaceae
Exons: 8
Coding region: 756-2507 (583 amino acids)
Biological process (GO): protein N-linked glycosylation
Molecular function (GO): alpha-(1->6)-fucosyltransferase activity
Source: RefSeq, a predicted model, not a curated record